Prosopis cineraria is the source of this 767-nucleotide messenger RNA. Its product is annotated as pentatricopeptide repeat-containing protein At1g05600-like. The annotation marks the transcript as partial. The transcript is spliced from 2 exons. NCBI's taxonomy places the organism in Eukaryota, Viridiplantae, Streptophyta, Magnoliopsida, Fabales, Fabaceae. Gene Ontology annotation, molecular function: protein binding. The record is from RefSeq and is a predicted model, not a curated record.
CUUUGGCGAAAGAAAAGGCCGGGCUAAUUAAUUUUCGACCCCGAUCGAACUCAUUAUCGGAAGCAGCGGAUCCAUUUCUCUUCGUCGACGAACCAGCAUUCCACACGCCUUUGGACGCCGUCCACCGUUGUUAACCCCGCUUUGUUGUUCUUGGGCAAGCAGCGAAGAAGGUUCGAACCCUAGGGCUUUUUGUACUCCCAAAAUCCGGUGCCAUGAGUAUAAGGUGGCCAAGAGUAUUGACACCUACCUACCUUUCCCAGAUUAUACAAUUGCAAAAAAACCCAUUAAAGGCUCUCCAAAUUUUCAGUGAAGUCCAAUCAAGGUACCCCAAGUACCACCACAAUGGUUCAGUGUAUGCCACUAUGAUUAGCAUCCUUGGAAAGUCAGGGCGAAUCACAGAGAUGAAGGAUGUGAUAGAGCUGAUGAGGGAGGACUCAUGUGAAUGCAAAGAUUCAGUCUUUGUAUCGGCUAUCAAGACAUAUGCUGAAGCUGGAAUGAUAGAUGAGGCUAUCUCUCUGUAUCAUAGCAUUCCUCGGUUUAACUGUAUUAAUUGGACAGAAUCUUUCAAUACCCUGCUGAAGAUAUUGGUGAAAGAGAACAUGCUUGAAGCUGCUCACCAUCUUUUUAGGGAGAGUGCUUAUGGUUGGCAAGUGAAGUCUCGCAUUCAGCCCUUGAAACUGCUUAUGAAAGUUCUCUGUGAGAAGAACCGAUCUGAUCUUGCGCUGCAAAUAUUCCAAGAGAUGGACUAUCAAGGUUGCUACCCAGAU